GCACGGUGACCUUGAAGUCUUUAACUUUCUACCGUCUGCAAUAAAAUAAAAACCCCCAGGAUUGCCGCGCCUCCUCUACUUACCAGUUAAACCUCGGCACGUCGCCGGAUUUGACCAGAACCACCGCUACCAUGGGGGUACCAGCGUUCUACAGGUGGCUAGCGGAUCGGUACCCACUGUCAAUUGCCGACGUGAUCGAGGAGGAACCGCGAGAAGAUGAGGGCGGGAACAUGAUACCAGUCAACGUCUCCAAACCUAACCCCAACGGUUUCGAAUUCGAUAACUUGUAUCUCGACAUGAAUGGGAUUAUUCACCCUUGUUUCCACCCUGAGGGAAAGCCUGCUCCUGCCACCUAUGAUGAUGUAUUUAAAUCAAUAUUUGACUACAUUGACCAUCUCUUCUCAUUGGUUCGUCCAAGGAAGCUUCUUUACAUGGCAAUUGAUGGUGUUGCACCCAGAGCUAAAAUGAAUCAGCAGCGCUCUCGGCGCUAUAGAGCUGCAAAGGAUGCUGCUGAGGCUGAAGCUGAAGAGGAAAGAUUGAGAAAAGAGUUUGAGGUCGAGCGGGAAAACUUGCCCCUUAAGGAAAAGCCUGAAACAUGUGAUUCAAAUGUCAUCACGCCUGGCACUAAAUUUAUGGAAGUGCUAUCAUUAGCCCUUCAGUAUUACAUACAAACUAGGUUGAACCGCAAUCCUGGUUGGCAGAAUAUGAAGGUUAUUCUUUCUGAUGCAAAUUUUCCUGGUGAGGGAGAACACAAGAUCAUGUCAUUCAUUCGGUUGCAACGUAACCUUUCUGGUUUCAAUCCAAACACUCGACACUGUCUAUAUAGUCUGGAUGCAGAUUUGAUCAUGUUGUCUUUAGCUACACAUGAGGUUCACUUUUCUAUAUUAAGAGAGUUAAUCACUCUUCCUGGGCAUCAAGAAAAAUGUUUUCUUUGUGGCCAAGUUGGGCAUUUUGCAGCAGAGUGCCAUGGGAAGCCAGAUGAUAAAACUGAAGACUGCAAUGUUGUAGAUAAUACUCCAAUUCACAAGAAGAAAUAUCAGUUCCUAAACAUAUGGGUGUUGCGAGAAUAUUUGCAAUAUGAUUUGGAGAUCCCUAAUCCUCCAUUUGAGAUUAACUUUGAACGGAUAGUAGAUGAUUUUGUUUUCCUAUGUUUCUUUGUUGGCAACGACUUCCUACCGCAUUUGCCAACUUUGGAAAUCAGGGAGGGUGCCAUAAGUCUACUAAUGCAUAUUUACAGAAGGGAAUUCACUGCCAUGGGUGGUUAUCUCACUCAUGCGGGUGAGGUAUUGUUGCAUAGAGUAGAGCAUUUCAUCCAGUCUGUUGCUGUUUAUGAAGAUCAAAUCUUUCAGAAGAGGACUCGCAUAAAGCAGGCAAUUGAGAAUAAUGAGCGGACGAAAUUUAAACCAAAGACAGAGUCAUCUGAAGAGCCACAAGCACCUAUCCAAGACAAGAUUAAACUAGGGGAGCCAGGAUACAAAGAAAGGUAUUAUGCUGAGAAAUUUGACUUGUCAAAUCCAGAUGACAUUGAUAAAGUUAAAAAAGAUGUUGUUUUGAAAUAUGUUGAAGGUUUAUGCUGGGUCUGCCACUAUUAUUACAAGGAUGUUCGCUCUUGGCAAUGGUUUUAUCCCUAUCACUAUGCUCCAUUUGCUUCGGAUCUCAAAGACCUAGCUGAUUUGGAAAUAACCUUUUUCUUGGGCGAGGCUUUUAAACCCUUUGACCAGCUCAUGGGAACAUUGCCUGCUGCAAGUUCUCAUGCUUUGCCAAAAGAGUAUAGAAACUUAAUGACUGAUCCUUCAUCACCUAUCUAUAAGUUCUAUCCCUCUGACUUUGAGAUUGACAUGAAUGGUAAACGUUUUGCAUGGCAGGGGGUUGCUAAAUUGCCAUUUAUUGAUGAGAGGAAGUUACUUGCUGCAACAUGGAAGCUUGAAGCCAAUUUAACGGCAGAAGAGCAGGUUCGCAAUAGUGUGAUGCUUGAUCUGUUAUAUGUCCAUCCUCUUCACCCAUUGGCUCAUCAAAUCAAUUUUUACUACCAAUCUUGCUGUUGUUUACCACAAGCUGAAAGAAAUGCCUCACCAAUCAACACAACUGCAAGUGGUGGAAUGAAUGGAUAUCUUUGGAUAUCUGAAAGGAAUGGUUGGCUAAGUGUAGUGCCUUCCCCUGUUAAGGGACUGCCAAAUAUUGAAUACAACCAAGUUUUAAACAUUACAUACCUCAAUCCCGCACGUCAUAGACACAUCCCAGAACCACCACCAGCUGUAGUUAUGCCCAAAAAGGUCCUCACUCCAUUAGACAUUAAACCAUUUCCUGUCUUGUGGCAUGAAGAUAAUGGUGGGAGGCACCAUCAAGUCAGAGACAGGCCACAAGUACCUGGGGCCAUAGCUGGCCCUCAACUCGGUGAAGCAGCUCAUCGUCUUGUCAGGAAUACACUUAAUAUCAAAUCUAAUGGUCCAUCCUCUGGUUUUUUGGAGCAUCAAUCAUAUCAUAAUAAUAUCCCAAGCAACUACAUCAGCGGUAGACCAAGACCAGCUGGACCAGCAGGUUAUGAGAGGGGCUUUAUUAAUGAACGAAAUUAUUAUAAUGGACAUCACAGCAAUGAACAAGGGAUAAUGGGCAAUCCUAGAUAUCUGUUCUCAUCAAAUGGCUCUAAAGGCAGCAGAAACAACCAUAGGGGACAUGAUAGACCAUAUCAAGAACAUUAUCAUGAUUCAAGAACAGGUAUGUCUGCUUUAACACUUGACAGUAGCAUCAAUGGUAGAGCACCUGCGGAGAUGUCUUCAAGGAUGCCAAAUGCCAGAUCCUCACAAUAUCUAGAGCACCAGGUUGUGCAGGGCAUGGGCCCACUUCCAUCACCACUUACCAAGUGGAUCAGUAGAACAGGUAGUGGAAAUGCUGGAGUUGACUUCAAACAAGAAACCAUGUAUGGUGGAGCUUAUAAGAAGCAGGUCAAAAAGGUUUAUCAGGUCAAGACACGGGUUCCACAGGAAGUUACUGAUUCUGAAAAACAGCAGUGAUUAUGCAGACGGUUGGUGUUGCUAUUUUUUCAGUCAAGGCAGCUCCCUCCAACAGUAAUGGGUAACUUUGUUUUAGGUUAUUAAACUUUCAUAAGAUCCCAUAUACCAUAGGUUAUUUGAAGCUUAGAAUGUUAGGUUUUUUGUCAAUUAAUUAGAAAUUUGUUUUAGGUUUCAUAAACAUAUAUUUACUUGUGCAUUGUGUCACAACAUAGAAGGGAGGUCAACUAUCAGUUUAUAGAAUCAGAAGGAAAUUGACUGGUGUGAAAUUGUAAUUUCAUAUGGUUCUGGUGAUAAGCUUUUGAAGGCAAAAAAUCACAUGGUAAGUUAUAAUCAUGUCAAAGUUGGCACUAAGGAUGGGGUAGCAUCGCUUACAUGGUCUGUAUCACUGUAUGGUAUGUAACUAGGAUUAAACUUGAGAUGUUGGGAAAAGUUACCAGAACUCAGAUAUUGCAACGUCUCAUAGGAGAUGCAAGGUUGGAAUCAUUGCCUGUUUUCAAGUAGGCUGCAAAUUCUUUUGUUUUGUUCACAACUUGUGCAAUUGUGAUGUUUGUAGCUGUACAUGGGGAUAUCACUCUUUAUAUACAGGUUUUCCUUUGCCAGGAAUCAGCAAAGGCAUUACGUCUGAAUUGAUGUAAUUCGAUUGUUGUUCAUUGUAAAGUUUAACAUGCUCUAAAUAGCAGAUACAAAUCAAUCAUGUCAACUCUUUGAUUUAGUAGAUUAAUUGAGAAGAGAACUUUUAUUUAGAAAACCAAAUUAAAUUUGAAGGUUCUUC
Rubroshorea leprosula is the source of this 3783-nucleotide messenger RNA. NCBI's taxonomy places the organism in Eukaryota, Viridiplantae, Streptophyta, Magnoliopsida, Malvales, Dipterocarpaceae. The record is from the annotation of a GenBank genome assembly.